This is a messenger RNA of Penicillium coprophilum, 2484 nucleotides long. Its product is annotated as protein arginine N-methyltransferase. The transcript has 4 exons. The record is from RefSeq and is a predicted model, not a curated record. Bases 1 to 2484 code for a protein of 827 amino acids. Gene Ontology annotation, cellular component: nucleus; cytosol. Gene Ontology annotation, biological process: peptidyl-arginine N-methylation; regulation of DNA-templated transcription. Lineage: Eukaryota; Fungi; Ascomycota; Eurotiomycetes; Eurotiales; Aspergillaceae.
AUGGAGAGCUACAAUUUUGCCGAUGAUCCAGGGCCAUCUUUCUGCAUUGGUCAUCAUGAGCAUAACAGACUGAUUACGGUGACCCCUCGGGUCAUUCAAAACGUACACGAGAGUAAUUAUGAUAUGAUGACUGUCCCGAUCACGGCAUCCCAUUUCCACUCGCGGGUUCUUGGGCUGCUAUCCUCUUAUUUGGCCAAUCUGGAAUCCCCGACUUACGAUGUUGUUGGAACCAUGGGUACUACCCAGAACACCCGGCCUGUGGUGGUUCCGCCGCUCUCAAAGGCAGACUCGUAUCUCACCCCGAAUGAUGCGACCAGUCAAUUGGUUGGUGUGAUCAGCAGCUGGAUUGAUUUAUGCUCACCUGACCCUUUGAUUGCAGACUUGUCCCGGCAAGUUCUGAUGUUGGAAGUUGCCUAUGCUGCAUUUUGCGGAAUUGGAUACCUUUUGGUUCCAGGCCCAAAGUUGCAUCACGGUUCCUUGCAUUCCGAGGGUGUAAUCUAUUAUGCACGCGCGAUUCAAGAUGCCUUAGACCUCGGCCCCUACAUCCAGUUCUAUAUUUGGCAGCGAAUGGUUGACAAUCCUGAGGACGAAGUUGACACAAUGGGCGACUUGGCACCGCUUGCUCGGGCAGAAUAUCUGGCGCCAGAUGGAACUCCACCCAAGAUCGAUCCGUUUGGAACUUGGGAGGCCUGGGACUCAAUUCGAAAGACUUGCAAAUACCACACAAGACUGCUCGUUGCCCUUUCCAUGCCGAAGCAGUUGCCGUCUCUGUAUGUGCAAUCCCGAUGGCAUUCGGAGCCUGUUCGUUUAUUGACGAUUGAUGGCUCCACCUUCCUCAAGAACCAGAAAGGAUACCCAGUCUUGUCCAGGGCACACCAAGGCUUGAUUGCGAAGAUGAUGCGUCUUCGAACUGCGCCGUGGAUUAUUCUCUGUGGCGUUGGUCCUAUUCCUGGACUUGAAAAUAUCGAAGACCCCGAUAAACAGCAGGCUUCGCUAUCUGGAUCUGACUAUCCAAGUCUGUCGCAGGCUGGCAAGAAGCAGCACUACGACCCCACUCCACACCUUUCUUAUAUUCGCAAUCUGCAGCAGCGCCAGCCCCCGCGGACAGCGAUUGAGCGGUUCGGUGUGGGAUACCAGGACUAUUUGCAAGCACCUCUACAGCCGCUGACCGUCAAUCUGGAGAGUAUUACAUAUGAAGUAUUUGAGAAGGACCCUAUCAAAUAUGAGUGGUAUGAGAAGGCCAUCUGCAAGGCGUUGAGGGACUGGGCGGAUCAGAAGAAGGCCACCUCCCACCCGGACGGAAAAGUGAUCCUCGCAGUUGUGGGAGCUGGUCGUGGCCCGCUAGUCACUCGCGCACUGAAGGCCAGCGCGGAUGCUGGAGUGGAGAUUGAUCUCUGGGCCGUGGAGAAGAACCAGAACGCGUUUGUGUUGCUACAGCGACACAACGACUCAAUCUGGGAUGGCAAAGUCACCCUGGUCCAAUCAGACAUGCGAAGCUGGAAAGGACCUCUGGUCCGACAGCAGUCGACUACGGCUGCUACGGGCCCUGUUGGCGACCACCAGGGUUCGACUAUGUGCCACACCCAUGUUGAUAUCCUCGUCUCGGAACUAUUGGGCUCCUUUGCUGACAACGAGCUUUCUCCAGAAUGUCUGGAUGGCGUGAACGACGUGAUCAACCCCGUCCAUGGAAUUUCUAUUCCUGCCUCAUACUCGGCACACUUCACCCCUGUUUCCGCUCCCAAAUUGCACGCUGAUGUCGUGCACCAGACGGUGUCUAACCCGGCCGCGCCAGAGACCCCGUACGUCGUGAUGCUUCAUGCUAUCGAUUUCCUCUCUACUACGGAUACGCCUGCCAGUAGUGAAAGCUCGAACCCCGGCAAUGGAAACCGGGCAUCCACCCCGUCGUCGUCAUUCUCCACCACUGAAUUUCCCACUCCCUUUGUACAGACCGCCUGGUCUUUCUCUCACCCGAACCGACACAUUCCUCCUCAAUCCCCCAUGCAGUCGACCAUCUCGAACGCCCACAAUGUGCGCCAAACACGCCUGGCCUUCCCUUCGCAGAACCGAGGUGUGUGCCACGGUUUGGCCGGCUACUUUGAAACAGUUCUCUACGGCGAUGUGGAGUUGUCUACCAACCCAGUGACCAUGGAUGCCAAGAGCGCAAGCAUGAUCAGCUGGUUCCCCAUCUACUUCCCCUUGAAGACCCCUCUUAGUGUGCCCGAGAAUGGUGAGAUUGUCGCCACGAUGUACCGUCAGACCGACGACCGCAAGGUCUGGUAUGAGUGGAUGGUCGAGGUUUAUGCCCUCGAACCAACCAUGGCAUCCAAACCCACCCCCGUGAGCUAUGCGCGGGCUGGGUCUCCCAGCGUGGACAGCCUGAAAUCUAAGGAGACUGCGAAGCAAACUCACCGUACUGGCUAUCGCCGCGUGCGGGUGGGCAUGAGCGACUUGCACUCUAGCAUCAAGGAUGGGUGUUUAAUGUGA